AUGGACAGAAACCAAGAAAUUGCACUGACCCAGAUGCGGAAAUCGGUUGAAAAGCUUAUGUCUUCCACAGAGAAGUAUGGAGACCCAGCACUCAUGAGGUUCUUGAUUGCCAGAUCAAUGGACCCAGACAAAGCUGCAAAGAUGUUUGUUCAGUGGCAGAAAUGGAGGACUGCAUUGGUGCCUUCAGAGUUCAUCUCUGACUCUGAAGUUGGCGAUGAAUUGGGAUCUAAAAAGAUUUACUUACAGGGUUUAUCAAAAAAUGGACACCCAGUAAUUAUUGUAAGAGCAAGCAAGCAUUUUCCUUCCAAUGAUCGGCUCCAAUUCAAAAAAUUCGUGGUUCAUUCGCUAGACAAAACAAUUGCAAGUUCUUUUAAAGGCAGAGAGAUUGGAAAUGAAAAGUUGGUUGCUGUUCUUGAUUUUCAACAAAUUACAUUCAAAAACGUUGAUGCUCGUGCGUUAAUCACUGGUUUUCAGUUUUUGCAGGUAAUUCUUUUUUCUGUUAUCAUUCUAACACGAUCAAGGUUUUCUUCUGGUGUACUGGCUUCUAGUCAUGGUGCUGCCAUGAACUGGCUGGGGUUCGCGAAAUUUGUGCAGAUCACCUUUGUUAGAGGCCAGACCUCUGGUUGUGAUGACAAAUCUGGUUCUGGCUUUAUUAUUGAUGACUCAUAA
Molecule: messenger RNA, 669 nt
Organism: Ilex paraguariensis (yerba mate)
Lineage: Eukaryota; Viridiplantae; Streptophyta; Magnoliopsida; Aquifoliales; Aquifoliaceae
Source: the annotation of a GenBank genome assembly